Messenger RNA from Enhydra lutris kenyoni (northern sea otter), 4263 nucleotides. Its product is annotated as 3'-phosphoadenosine 5'-phosphosulfate synthase 1. Gene Ontology annotation, biological process: sulfate assimilation; 3'-phosphoadenosine 5'-phosphosulfate biosynthetic process. The record is from RefSeq and is a predicted model, not a curated record. Lineage: Eukaryota; Metazoa; Chordata; Mammalia; Carnivora; Mustelidae. Gene Ontology annotation, molecular function: ATP binding; sulfate adenylyltransferase (ATP) activity; adenylylsulfate kinase activity. The transcript has 15 exons. The coding region runs from base 1861 to 3672 and encodes 603 amino acids.
UUGAAAUAAAUGUUAAUAAUGUAUUUUAUUUACCCCAACAUAUCUAAAACAGUCAUUUCAAUAUAAAUGUAACUUCAAUACUACCAUUAUCAAUAUAAAAUUACUAAGAUAUUUCACUUAAAUGUAUAUUUUACAUGUACACAUCUCAGUUCUGACCAGCCUCUUUUCAGAUACUCAGUAGCAACAUGUGGACAACACAACGGUAGGGACUGAAUUGGGUUAAGGUUGGAAAUAAAGAUUUAAUGGUUAAAUUUGAGUUAGAGAAUACAGAGAAAAAGAGAGUAAGUCCUAAGCUUUGCGUAGUAUCUCCUGUGAAAGAGCAGGUAAAAGAAGUGGAUUCAUGAGAGAUAGGCAAAGACAUGGGAAAAUGUCAUGUUGCAGGAUUGGGAAUGUUUAUUAGUAUUACAGGAAGGUGUCUCCAUACGUCUACAAGAAUGGGAAAGAGAAAUCAGGAGUGAACUUGCUCCAUUACCUUCCUCUUAGCUCAGUCCAACAAAGCACUGGAUGUAAUGAAUAUCAUUCUCCAUCUGAUAGAGCCUUUCUCCAAUGGGAUCAGCUUUUAUCUGCCCUUGGGAGGAGUGUGUUAGCUGGGCUGAGGGAAAUGUGGGGCACUCAGUUCAGGCCCAAGUUUAUUUACCCAUUUGGUAAAAUCAUGUUGGCUUGAAUUACUUGCUUAAACCUGCCUCAUGGUGGAGUUGGAGCCUAGUGCCCACAGAGUGAUCUGAUAUUCAGAAGCACAUAUAGUCUCACUGUGGUUUGGCUUUCCAUUCCCCUCUCUCCCACCACUCCCAAAUUUUCCAUAGCUCCCUAUCUCCAGCCUCAACAUCCCUUCCAUACCUUCCAUCCUCAUGGUUUUACACAAGCCCUUUCCUUCUGCCUGAGAUGCCUGUUAGUCUUUAUUACUUACUAAAAUCUUCAGAGCUGUGGGCUACUUUACCAUAUGUCAUGGCUCUUCUGUGUGCACACACUCUUGUAUGUUGCUGAAUUGUUUGCACCCCUGUAUUAUGUUGCAUGCUGCUAUUACCAUGGAUUAUGUAGUGAGAUUUCAUUACAGAUGUGCUGUGUCUACACUUUGCUCAUACAGCAGGAUGGGGAUAAGGAGUAUUGUAUAGAGUAAGCUUUGGUGCCUCAGAUAUGAAAAGCCUGUACAACAUUAAUAUCUCUGCAUAGCUUAAGUUAGAGAAUGAACUCCAUAACAUGGUAGGGCUCAAAUUACAGUUCUGUCAUUAACCACCUGUGUGAUCAUGGGCACGUUACCUAAUGCCUCUGAGCCUCCUUCUCCUCAAAGGUAAAAAUGUGGAUAAUAAAACAGAGCUUAUAGUGGGGAUAAUAGUACAUCCCUUCUAGCGUUGCCAUAAGGUUUAAAUAAGUCAGUGUAUUUGAAGCACGGUGGUGGUACCUGGCACAUGAGCAGUAUUUAAGGUAUUCUUGUUAUUAUUUAUUUAUCAAAUAUUUAAUAUCAUGUUUGUGCAAGCCUUCAUUCUAGGUGCUGGGGACACAGUGGUAAAAAAAUCCUACCCACUCUCAUGGAUGUUGCAUUUUCUGUAGCAGGGAGUUAAUUAAAAGGGGAAGGAAAUAUCAAGCUAGUGGCUUCUUUGGAAUCCUGCUUCUGGGCGAUUCUGCAGCCCUGACUUCUGGAAUCUCUUACAGCUGGGCUUUCCACCUGGAGGUCAUCCAGGGGCCCUUCCAUUAAAGGCAGCUGGGCUGGGAGCUGAACCUAGUGACUGAUGGGAAGAGGUGUCACUGAUUCCCAAGAGACGAAGACUUCCGUGUGUGGAACCUUGUUUUUGUUUAAGAUCUUGGAAAUGUCGAGCUGGAAAAUAAUGUUUGCUUCAUUAGUUCAUUGAAAAGAAAUAGGGGAUGCAGAGAGCAACUAAUGUCACCUAUCAAGCUCAUCAUGUCAGCAGGAACAAGAGAGGUCAGGUCGUGGGGACCAGAGGUGGUUUUCGUGGUUGCACAGUUUGGCUAACAGGCUUAUCUGGAGCAGGAAAGACCACAGUGAGCAUGGCCUUAGAGGAGUACUUGGUGUGCCAUGGCAUCCCAUGCUACACUUUGGAUGGUGACAACAUUCGUCAGGGUCUCAAUAAGAAUCUGGGCUUCAGUCCUGAAGACAGAGAGGAGAACGUUAGACGCAUCGCAGAAGUUGCUAAGCUGUUUGCAGAUGCUGGCUUAGUAUGCAUCACGAGUUUUAUAUCACCUUAUACUCAGGAUCGCAACAAUGCAAGGCAAAUUCAUGAGGGUGCAAGUUUACCUUUUUUUGAAGUAUUUGUUGAUGCCCCUCUGCACGUUUGUGAACAGAGGGAUGUCAAAGGACUCUACAAAAAAGCACGGGCUGGAGAAAUUAAAGGUUUCACUGGAAUCGAUUCUGAGUAUGAAAAGCCAGAGGCUCCUGAAUUGGUGUUGAAGACAGACUCCUGUGAUGUGAACGACUGCGUCCAGCAAGUGGUGGAGCUUCUGCAGGAGCGGGAUAUUGUACCUGUGGAUGCCUCUUACGAAGUAAAAGAAUUAUAUGUGCCAGAAAAUAAACUCCAUCUGGCAAAGACAGAUGCAGAGACAUUACCAGCAUUGAAAAUUAAUAAAGUGGAUAUGCAGUGGGUGCAGGUUUUGGCAGAAGGGUGGGCGACCCCACUGAAUGGCUUUAUGAGAGAGAGGGAGUAUUUGCAGUGCCUUCACUUUGAUUGUCUUCUGGACGGGGGUAUCAUUAACUUGUCAGUGCCUAUAGUUCUGCCGGCUACUCAUGAAGAUAAAGAGAGGCUGGACGGCUGUACGGCAUUUGCUCUGAUGUACGAGGGCCGCCGUGUGGCCAUUCUUCGCAACCCAGAGUUUUUUGAGCACAGGAAGGAGGAACGCUGUGCCAGACAGUGGGGAACAACAUGCAAGAACCACCCUUACAUCAAGAUGGUUAUGGAACAAGGAGAUUGGCUGAUUGGAGGAGAUCUUCAAGUCUUGGACCGAAUUUACUGGAAUGAUGGUCUUGAUCAGUAUCGUUUCACUCCUACUGAGCUAAAGCAGAAGUUUAAAGAUAUGAAUGCUGAUGCUGUGUUUGCCUUUCAAUUACGCAACCCAGUGCACAAUGGACAUGCUCUGUUAAUGCAGGAUACCCAUAAGCAACUUCUAGAGAGAGGCUAUCGGCGCCCUGUCCUUCUCCUUCACCCUCUUGGUGGCUGGACAAAGGAUGAUGACGUUCCUUUGAUGUGGCGAAUGAAGCAGCAUGCCGCAGUGCUGGAGGAAGGAAUCCUGAAUCCUGAAACGACAGUGGUGGCCAUCUUCCCAUCUCCCAUGAUGUAUGCUGGGCCAACUGAGGUCCAAUGGCAUUGCAGAGCACGGAUGGUUGCAGGAGCCAAUUUUUACAUUGUUGGACGGGACCCUGCUGGCAUGCCUCAUCCAGAAACAGGGAAGGAUCUGUAUGAGCCAACUCAUGGUGCCAAAGUGCUGACAAUGGCCCCUGGCCUGAUCACCUUGGAAAUAGUUCCCUUUCGAGUCGCAGCUUACAACAAGAAAAAGAAGCGUAUGGACUACUAUGACUCUGAACACCAUGAAGACUAUGAAUUUAUUUCAGGCACACGAAUGCGCAAACUUGCUCGAGAAGGCCAGAAGCCUCCAGAAGGUUUCAUGGCUCCCAAAGCCUGGACUGUGCUGAUGGAAUACUACAAAUCCUUGGAGAAAGCUUAGGCUGUUGACCUAGUCACUCCACCUUUGACACUUCACUGAGUAACAAGAGGGGACCACAUAAUUACUGUUGGCAUUUCUUUGUGGUGGUGUCUGUCUGGAUACACUUCCUAAAAACAGACCACUUUCCUUAACUAGCAUCAGUUUUGGUCUGCCUUAUGAGUUUUGUUUUGAACUAGUGUAAUACACUGCUGGUUUUAAUGUAUCUCUUCCACUUAUUAUAGUUAAUAUUCCUACAGUACAAUUUUAAAAUCUUGUCUUUUUAUAUUAUAUUUAUGCUUCUGUCUUAUGAUUUUUUCAAGCUGUUGUAUUAGUUGUAACCAAUAGUAUACACAUUGAAUCUCAUUUUUCAUCCCUUGAAAAAAGAAAAAAUCCACUAAACAAUAAACUUGGCUAGACUUUGUUUUGGGAAUUUUACAAAACAUCUGUAGCAAUUAGAUUUUCUUUUUCUACAUUGAAAAAAUAAACUGCUUUCUCCUUUCCUUCUAAUAAGCUAUUGAUCUCUCAGCUAGCUGUUAUAAUCUAUUCUUAUGAUCUGUGUAAGCCCUGAAUGAACUUUCGUUAUUCAAUAACAUUAAACUUUUUGGCUUCUUA